Molecule: messenger RNA, 861 nt
Organism: Trichoderma aggressivum f. europaeum
Lineage: Eukaryota; Fungi; Ascomycota; Sordariomycetes; Hypocreales; Hypocreaceae
Exons: 1
Coding region: 1-861 (286 amino acids)
Biological process (GO): nucleoside metabolic process
Molecular function (GO): catalytic activity
Source: RefSeq, a predicted model, not a curated record
AUGGGAGAUCCCGUGGAUGCAUCGGCCGUCGCAGCCACUGCAGCGGGCAUGCUCGGUAGCUUUCCCAAUAUCAAAAUCGGUCUGGUCGUUGGCAUCGGAGGCACUGCGCCAAGUUCAAAGCACAAUUUACGGCUUGGAGAUGUUGUUGUUAGUGCUCCUCUCGAUCGUGUUGAGAGUCGUUUCCCGUAUAGGUUCGGCGAGGGAAUGCAAGAACGAAUGUUCGACAUGACGAGUUCUCUUGUCCAGCCACAGACACUUCUUCGGACUGCCGUCAACCGGCUUAAGGCGGAUUAUCAGACUGGCGGUCACAAGAUUGAAGAAAAUAUUAGCAGUGCCCUGGAGAGGUUCCCACAUUAUAGGCAGAUGUGCCGACGACCGCAAUCAACCAGCGAUGAGCUACACAAGUCUACGGUCAAUCACCCUUUAUGCACUGAAGGCGACUGCACAACCUCCUGCGGAAACGAUGUGUGGAUGUUGGUAUCGCAACCGGAACGGACUCAAGUUGAGGAUAAAAGUGUUGUCCACUAUGGCCUAAUUGCUCCCAAAGGCCAGGUGAUGAAGGACACCAUCCUCCAAGAUAUGAUCAUUAGGGAAGAAGAUGUUCUAUUUUCGGACAUGGUAGCAGCUGGGUCAAUGGAUUAUUUUCCCUGCUUAGCUAUUCGCGGCAUUUGCGGUUGUUCAGAUUCUGACAAGAAUGAAGAAUGGCGAGACUACACAGCAAUGGCGGCAGCAGCAUGUGCAUGGGAUCUCAUACAAAAUAUCUCCCUGGAACAGAUUACGCCUGAGAAAAGAAUUAUAGAUGUACGACCAAGUCGCGAGGAGGUAUAUUCCAGAUUCUCAAGAAGAGGUACGGGGACGUAA